UAUAAGGGAGGCUAGGUCUGCUCACCGGUUGCCCACGCAACGUGUAGGAGUUCCCAGGGCGAUGGCCCAAGACCCCUGGGGGCAGUGGCGAGUCCAAUGGGCAGGCUUCAACAGGCUGAAGCCUGCCCUCGAUAGAAAGCGAUUUUUUUACUACUAGUAUGCUUCGUUUCGGCCCGGACCAACUAGUCCCAGCGCCCAGCCCAUCAACUCCCAGCUCCCAGCCAGACGUGUUUCUCAUUCUCAUUCGAUCCAGCAGAGAGCAGAGAAGCGUCGCCCCCAAUCCUAACCCUAGGCAGCAAGCCGCUCCGCCGCCCCCCCCGGUCCCCCCGACUCGACCUCGUACAGGCGCUCGACGGCGGCACGGCCACCUCGUCCAGGCGGUCCACAAAGUGCGCGCGUCGACGAUAGGCUGCAGGACUCACGCGGCAUCGAAGGCCCCUGACGGCCUGACCCUGAGUGCAGCCGCCAACUCGUCGUUGGCCAGAGAAGUGGAGCCGCCGGCUGGCCAGAGUGAGCAUUCGGCUCGCAUAGCCGCACACUGCCACGCCCCAUUCCAAGCUGAGCGCAUCCAAUACUGGCUAAGGUAUAAUUCCCAGUUUGCUUCCAAGUUCCAUAAUUCCAUUCCUUUCUUUAAUUUGGCUCAUAUCAAUUACAGUUUGUUUGCUAGUUCAUGCGCUAUUAGUUGAUUUAGGUCAAUUACAAUUUAUUUGCAGAUUUAAAAAUGAAGAGAAAAACUAUGAGUAUGCAUAGUUUUUAUGCAAGCAGUUCAAUUACCCCUCCCCAAAGGUCUGCUCCUCCCCCUACCAAUGUCGAACCUGAACUUGAACCAACUAAUGUGACUGCAAAUCCCCUCCCCUUAAUUGUUGUGGGCACAAUCCCUCCUCCUGAACGCCCAAAUGAAUCCCCAAAUGUUGAGAUGAAUCAUACCACAAUUGAUGAGAGUACAAACCAACCAAGGCAACCUAUACCAGAAUUUCAUCCAAGUCAAAUUAUUUCCGAUCCAGGACUUCAAAUACCAAUAGAAGAUCAUGCUCCUGAAAUUAGAAGUGAUGUGAGACGAGCUUAUUUGUUGAAAGGGAGAAACAAAGCUAUUGGGCAUAAUUUUGAAAAGACAAAGGAUGGUAAAAUUUGGAGAUCCUUUCAACCUACGUGGUUUGAUACGUAUGAUUGGUUGGAAUAUAGUGUGGAAAAGGAGGCCGCUUUUUGCUUCCAUUGCUUUCUUUUCAAGAAACCAUCACAAGCCAUUAGAUUUGGAAAUGAUGUUUUCACAAAAGAUGGUUACACUCGUUGGAAAACAGCCCUAAGUAAUUUCAGGAAGCAUGUUGGUGGUCCAUCUAGUUACCACAACAUUGCUAAGGGAGAUUGUGAUGAUUUCAACAAUCAGAGAGCAAGUGUGGCUACCCAAUUUCGUGUGUACAACAAGGAGUCUGAGAUAUCUUAUAAAAUCCGCCUAACUGCAUCAUUGGAUUGUGCAAGGUAUCUCAUAGCACAAGGUGAAGCUUUUCGUGGGCAUGACGAAUCCUCCACUUCCAUCAACAAGGGCAAUUUCAGAGAGUUAUUGGACUGGUAUAAGGACAAGAAAGAAGAUGUGAAGGAGGCAUUUGAUAAGGGGCCAGGAAACGCACAAAUGAUUUGUUCCGGCAUCUAGAAGGACCUUGCUACAGCUUGUGCAAUGGAGGUAACCAAAGUUAUUAAGAAUGACAUUGGAGAUAAGAAUUUCUCAAUACUUAUUGAUGAAGCUAGAGAUUGCUCAAUAAAGGAGCAAAUGGCGGUGAUUGUCAGAUUUCUAGAUGAUCAUGGAGUGCUUCAAGAGCGAUUCCUUGCAAUUAAGCACAUCACAGAUUGUACAUCUGCUGGAAUUAAAAAAGCUUUGGUUGAUGUGUUGGAAUAUCAUGGUUUGUCAACUUCUAGGCUACGUGGUCAGGGUUAUGAUGGUGCUUCCAAUAUGAGAGGGGAAUUCAACGGUUUGCAAAAACUGGUUAGAGAUGAAGCUCCGUAUGCAUUUUAUGUUCAUUGCUUUGCUCACCAGUUACAGUUGGUGGUUGUCAAUGUGGCUCAAUGUAGUCCUGCUAUUGCUGAUUUCUUCAACUAUAUUCCGUUGAUAGUUACUCAAGUGUGUUCAUCUUGCAAAAGGAAGGAUGCAUUACUUGCCAAACAUCAAGAUGAGUUGUUAGAUUUGAUGGAGAAUGGAAGAUCACAGCCGGAACCGGGCUGCAUCAAGAAUCUAACAUAACAAGGCCAGGAGAUACUCGUUGGGGCUCACAUCUCAAAACUUUGCUUCGUAUAUUCACAAUGUGGAAUGCUGUGGUGGAGGUGCUAGGAAUUGUUGUGGUUGAUGCCCGAGAACACACAUGUCAAGGUGGAGCUAGAGAUUUGCUUAAAAACAUGGAAUGCUUUGAAUUUGUGUUCAUCAUGUUGUUCUUAAUAAACUUGUUGAGCAACACAAAUCAUCUAUCCCAAGCUUUGCAAAGAAAGAAUCAAAACAUUGUUGAAGCCAUGCGUUUGAUCUUGGAUGUGAAAGAAAGCUUGCAGAGCAUGAGGGACAAUGGGUGGGAGUCUUUAUUCUGCCAAGCCAAGAACUUUUGUGAAACACAUGGUAUUGAUGUGCCAAACAUGGAUGAUCUUGUUGGAGCUAUGGGUCAAUCUGUUCGCACUAAGAAUAAGGUGACUCGACUUCAUUAUUACAAGGUUAGCAUAUUCAGUGUUGCCAUUGAUGCAACUAUCACUGAGAUGAAUCACCGAUUCAAUGAAGUUUCCACCGAGUUAUUGGAUUGUAUGUCUUGUCUUAAUCCAGCAAACAACUUCUCCAAGUUUAACGUUGACAAACUUAUUCGGCUUGCUGAAAUUUAUGAUGAGGACUUCACAGAAGCUGGUCGGUUAAUGCUAGGAGUAGACCUCCCAAGAUUUCUUAUGAACAUUAGGAGAAGUGAGGAGUUUAAUGGAUGUCGGGAUGUGUCCACACUUGCUCGGUUGAUGGUUGAAACAAUGAAACACACAUCUUUCCAGUUGGUAUAUCGCCUCAUUGAGUUGACACUUAUUCUUCCUGUGGCCACUUCAUCCAUUGAGAGAAUAUUUUCAGCAAUGAAGAUAAUCAAGACAGAUUUGCGCAACAAACUAUCAGAUGAUUGGCUAAAUGAUUUGAUGGUGUGCUACUGCGAGAAAGAGAUAUUUAGAAGCAUUCCUGAUGACCAAAUCAUGAUACAAUUCCAGAAAAUGAGGGAUCGGAAAGGACAUUUGCCUCAUGAGUUUCAUGUGAUUUCUUAGAGAUGGCUUGCAGGAGGUGCCUUACGCAUACAUUUCUAUAUUUUGGUGUGAAGGUGUUCUAUAACUACAGUACUAGUUAGUAAGAGCAACAUUUCAUUGUCCUUUUGUUGUUACUUCUCUUGUACUUUGAUACCUUGUGUAUGAAUUGUAUUAACAUUUCUAGUAUGGUUAAACAUGUUAUUACUAUUGCUCUUGAAAAUUUUCAUGUCUUUUUGAGCACUGGUUUGGCAG
Triticum dicoccoides is the source of this 3495-nucleotide messenger RNA. RefSeq lists its product as uncharacterized. The coding region runs from base 2293 to 3264 and encodes 323 amino acids. The transcript is spliced from 3 exons. Lineage: Eukaryota; Viridiplantae; Streptophyta; Magnoliopsida; Poales; Poaceae. The record is from RefSeq and is a predicted model, not a curated record.